AUGGCGUUUGAAAACUCUACGCAACCUUCUAUGGAUGAAAUCCGUUUACUUCUCAUCGGUCCACCGAAAACUGGUAAAUCGUCUAUAGCAAACAUUCUUGCUGGCUACAAUGUAUUUCCAGUUGGUUCGUCAAGUUCAGUUGAAUCUGCGACGCCAACAAUGCAAUCAAGACACUUUACUAAUAAAAAAAUUCUUGUUGGUAAACAUCUACUCGUUGUCGAUGCUCCUCCUUUAUUUAUAUUAAAAGAUGCAACAUCAAAUGAAAAAGAUAUGAGACGGUUAGCUAAAUGUGUUGCACUUGUCAGUCCUGGCCCACAUGCAAUUUUUCUUAUACUUAGCUGUGAUGAUGCAAAAAAUGAGCGGUUCGAUAUGAAACAAAUUGUAACGACUGUUUUCGGUGCCGAAGCCCUCCGUCAAUCCAUUGUUGUUUUUUCAUUUAUUGAUCGUCUUGAAACGAAAGGUAUACCUGUACAUGAUUGGAUAAAUAAAGAAUGUAAGCAACAAGCAUUACUCGAAGCAUGCGGUCAUCGUUAUUUAGUUAUUGAUUCUUCUCAUAAUGAUCAAAAUAAGCAUAUAGAAUUUUUAAAUCGUUCGUUAACAAUGUUAAAUGAAUUGUGGAAAACUGAACAAAUUUUCAAAUCGAAAAUGUUUGAUGAUAUGGAACAAGAAAUACAACGACAAGAAAAAAAUCGUUGGGAUAUAUUUCAAAACAAAUGUGCAAAUAAUUUUCAUGGUUCCGAAAGCGCUCUACGUAUUCUCUUACGCGAACAUAUGCGCGAUGAACUUGAACGAGAACCAAUUUUAGCUGAAGCAGAUUAUUUGGUAGUCGAAAAAUAUCUACAACCCAUAGUAAAAUCUUUAUUACAAGAAGUCGAACGUUAUCUCGAAGAAGAAAUUGCUAGUACUUAA
This is a messenger RNA of Rotaria socialis, 909 nucleotides long. The record is from the annotation of a GenBank genome assembly. NCBI's taxonomy places the organism in Eukaryota, Metazoa, Rotifera, Eurotatoria, Philodinida, Philodinidae.